Ruditapes philippinarum (Manila clam) is the source of this 3174-nucleotide messenger RNA. RefSeq names its product cytochrome P450 2B1-like. Gene Ontology annotation, cellular component: intracellular membrane-bounded organelle; cytoplasm. Gene Ontology annotation, molecular function: iron ion binding; heme binding; oxidoreductase activity, acting on paired donors, with incorporation or reduction of molecular oxygen, reduced flavin or flavoprotein as one donor, and incorporation of one atom of oxygen. Lineage: Eukaryota; Metazoa; Mollusca; Bivalvia; Venerida; Veneridae. The coding region runs from base 297 to 1784 and encodes 495 amino acids. The record is from RefSeq and is a predicted model, not a curated record. The transcript is spliced from 11 exons. Gene Ontology annotation, biological process: xenobiotic metabolic process.
UUACUGUUGUGAUAAAUACUGAAUUAUGUAACUUUAUUAAGACUUUUUCGCAUUUUGCAAUUCUUGUUGAAAGUGAUAUCUUUUAAUAUCUGUAGAGGUCAGGUUUAUUUCCUAUGUAAACAGAAAUUGUAGUGUUCACACUACUAAUGCAAUUGAGGUCAUUCAGGGAUAAUAUUUAUUUACGCUUAAAGUUGAACAUAUGGAACGGUUUUUAUUUGAUAUAAAAGUAAAUUUCAACACGGAUAAACAAAGUGUGCACAUACUAUCGGAGGGGUUGAAGAACGACGGGAAGUGAAAUGGAUUUUAUUCAACUGUUAUUCGAGCCAGUAUAUCUGUUGGUGGCUGUGAUAGUUGUGUUGAGUUUCUUGUAUAUUUUCAAUGGAAAGAGAUACACUAACCUACCCCCGGGACCUAAACCAUUGCCCAUUAUAGGUAACAUAUUUGAUGUCAGAGGGAAGGGAGCACUGUAUGAAGUUGCCUUAAACUUACGGCAAAAGUACGGAGACUUGGUUAGGCUACAACUUGGCCCGAACAGCAACGUUGUGCUAGUUAUGGGACAAGAGAAGAUAUUCAAGGCAGCUGUCACGAUGAACGAGUCGUUUAAAUACAGACCUACAAAUUUCUUUGUUACGAAUUACAUAUUCAAUAACCAAGGACUUGUUUUUUCGAAUGGUGAUGUCCAUGCUACUGUCCGAAAAUUCACACUGAACGCAUUGAGAGAUUUUGGAGUUGGGAAAAGAAGUAUCGAAGGUCGAAUUCAAGAGGAAGCAGUUAUUUUAAGUGAAGUUUUAGAGAAACUAGAUGGAAAACCAGCAUAUCAUCUCGAUACCUUCAAAAUGGCCGUCGCAAAUAUUAUCGCAGGGAUUGUCUACGGAAGCAGAUUUGAAUACAAUGAUCCGACCUUUACGGAUCUGAUUCACAAGGUCGAUGCAAUUUUCAAAGAACUCAGCCUGUUUCUUCCUGAAAACUUUUUACCCAUAUUAAGAUUUCUUCCCGGAUCCAAGAUAAGCAAAGUAUUUGGUAUUUUCAAAAGUCUUGAAAAAUAUGCCAAAGGUCGCAUUGAAGAACAUCGGGAAACCUUUGACCCCGACAACAUCCGGGAUUUUGUUGACUUAUUUUUAAAGAAUGAAGGUGGAAAUGGAGACGACGCUAUUAAUGAGGCCAAUUUAUUCCGCCUGAUUGUCGACCUCUUCAAUGCUGGCACCGACACUACAGCCAAUACCAUGUCCUGGGCAAUCAUUCAACUAAUAAAGAACCCAGAAGUCCAGAAAAAAUGCAGGAAAGAAAUUCUUGAGGUUGUAGGUACAGGACGAAGCAUAAGUCUAGAUGAUAAAAAAGACCUUCCAUAUUUACAAGCUUUUCUUAACGAGGUCCUGCGGUAUAGUACAAUUGCACCACAAACGGUUCCCCAUUCUGUAAUAGAAGACACAGAGUUUGAAGGUUACACCAUACCUAAAAAUAGCGUCGUAAUAUUCGUUCUCUUCACUAUGUUGAUGGACAAAGACAAGUGGGGAGAUCCGGAUAAUUUCAGACCUGAGAGGUUCCUGUCUGAAAAAGGCGAAUUUGUUCAAGACAAGGAACAUUUUGCACCUUUUAGUUUGGGUGGAAGGUCAUGCGUUGGCAAGUUCUUGGCAAAACAAGAGCUAUUCAUAUUUCUUGGAACACUGAUACAGCGGUUUGAGUUCAAAUCUCCACCCGGAAGUCCUCCGCCAUCAAUACGAAGAAUUCAGACGGGAAUAACCAGUCAACCUGAAAAAUAUGACAUAUGUGCUGUACCAUAUUAAAUCAUUGAAUCGUAAAACAUAAUGCUAUGGUAUCGGUGGUAUACCAUUAAACCAUUGAGUGGGAUGUUGUGUUACCACAUCUUCAUGUGAUAAUAUCGUAAUGUAGAUAGCUUAAUCUCGAAGCAUUUAAAUAUUUUUAAUAUCUCAAUUUUCAAUACAUUUCCACUGGGAGAUUAUAUAAAAUAAUGGAAAAUAAAAAAUCCCUCGAGAGUUGCAGAUCAAUUUGAUUGAGUCUUUUCGUGAGAGAAAAUGAGAAUUGCACGAUUCUUCGCGCACCCUAGCACCGACAGGCAUAAGCAGUAAACUUAAUAUAGAUUUGAAAUUCAGUCGAGAAUUAAUAAUAAUGUUAUAAUCAUUGUGUGUUGUUCAUUCUCAAUAAGUCAAAAUGUGUAAUGUAAUAGUUAUAGUCUUAUUCAAGCCCGGCUAACUUUCAAUUUGAGCCGCGUCACGACAAAACCAACGUAAUGCGUUUGCGACCAGCAUGGAUCCAGACCAGCAGUCUGAUCAGGAUCCAUGCUGUUCGCUAUCAGUUUCUCUACUUGUAAUAGGGUUUGUAAGCGAACAGCAUGGAUCUUGAUCAGACUGCGCGGAUGCGCAGCCUGGUCUGGAUCCAUGCUGGUCGCAAACGCAUUACGUUGGUUUUGUCGCUAAAAGCGGCUCAUUUUAUUUUGACUGUAAGAAAAUGGUGACGUAUUAUGAAGACAGGCUUAUUAGCGAGACAGGCUGAUUCUCGAAUUUUUAUAAUAUUUAAUCUUUAACACAAUAACGUAUAUGUAUUGGAAUCUAUGAUCCUUAAGGAUUUGCAAAAAUAAAACAACACCGAACUGUAGAACUGUAGAAGUCUAAUUAUUUAAAUAGAUUAAAAGUCAGACAAAAAGAUGAAAAAAACGUGAUGUUAUUAUUGAUCAAUGCAUAUAGAAAAAUACAUCAGUUACAUGACAAUUUAAAUGUAUGACCUCACAGUUUUACAAAAUACGAAAACUAACCUCUUGUUCUUGUAGUCUUAUUCAAAGCAAAGAUCUGACUUAUAACAUAAUGGUUUAAAGCCUUCAAACCGCAAUCCUUGUUACGUAUAGUCUCUUCUUUUUUGUACAUGUCUAUAUAGAAUGAAUGCUACGAUUGGUUUGUUCCGGCAGCCGAUCCAAUUGACCGGUUUUCUUGGACAACCAACCUGACAUUUCCUACAUGACGUUAGGUCUGGUGUUUAGCUACUUGUUUUCAUUUCUGGUUUUGUAAAUUAUAUGAUUUAUAUGAAAUGUAAGCUUAAUUAACGUUUUGUUUGCUUCCAUUUUGUGAUAGUUUAUGAUAUACAUGACUAUUAUUAAACACGUACACUUUUAUUGUCAUAUAUGAUUUGUGAGUAGAAUAACUAAAUAAAAAGUAAAUUUAU